Molecule: messenger RNA, 1563 nt
Organism: Klebsormidium nitens
Lineage: Eukaryota; Viridiplantae; Streptophyta; Klebsormidiophyceae; Klebsormidiales; Klebsormidiaceae
Source: the annotation of a GenBank genome assembly
AUGAUGGACAGUCAUAUCAAUCAAAGGGUAAAUAGGGGGGACCGUAUCCCGCAUGGGAUCACCCCCCGGCAUAGCGGAGCGGAAGGGAACCCGACGCCCAACAUGGUGGCCACUCUGGCGCACGCAGUAGGAACAGCGCAGCCCCUGUGCCGCCUCCCUUCCUCGUCCUAUGCGCGGGCCCCCUCCGCUGCUGUUCCCCUGCUGCCGCUGCGGCCGCGCGUGCGCUGCAAUGCAGCAGCACCCAGCUUUUUGCCCUACCCCCUCGCCUCUGCUGGCUCGCUAGGCGCCUCGUCGCGCCUGUUGCGCAGUGCCGCCCUGCGCCAUGGGCCCGCUGCGCUGCGCCCUGCGGCGGCCCCUGCGCGGGGGGCGGGGGUGCGGUGCGCGUACGAGGGCGAGAAGGUGCUGGUGGCUAACCGCGGCGAGAUUGCGGUGCGCAUCAUCCGCACGUGCAAGGAGAUGGGCAUCCCCGUGGUGGCUGUGUACAGCACCAUCGACGCCAACGCGCUGCACGUGUCGCUGGCGGACGAGGCGGUGUGCAUCGGCGAGGCGCCGUCCAAGGACAGCUACCUCAACAUCCCCAACAUCGUGGCCGCCGCCAUGAGCCACAACUGCACCAUGCUGCACCCCGGCUACGGCUUCCUCGCAGAGAACGCCACCUUCGCCGACAUCUGCCUCGACCACGGCCUCAACUUCAUCGGGCCCAAGUCGGACAGCAUGCGGCUGAUGGGCGACAAGGCGACGGCGCGCGAGACCAUGAAGGCGGCCAGCGUGCCCACGGUGCCGGGGUCGGACGGGCUGAUCAGCGACGUGGGCGAGGCGGAGGUGCUGGCGGCGCAGAUCGGGUUCCCCAUCAUGAUCAAGGCCACGGCGGGGGGCGGCGGGCGCGGGAUGCGGCUGGUGCAGGAGCCGGCCGACUUUGUGAAGCUGCUGAACCAGGCCAAAAGCGAGGCGGGCGCCGCGUUCGGCAACGACGGGUGCUACCUGGAGAAGUACAUCACGAACCCGCGGCACAUCGAGUUCCAGGUGCUGGCGGACAAGCACGGCAACGCCAUCCACCUGGGCGAGCGCGACUGCUCCAUCCAGCGGCGCAACCAGAAGCUGCUCGAGGAGGCGCCGUCGCCCGCGCUCAGCGACAAGCUGCGCAAGGCCAUGGGCGACGCGGCGGUGGCGGCCGCGAGCAGCAUCGGGUACGUCGGGGUGGGCACCAUCGAGUUCCUGCUGGACGAGAACGGCACCGACUUCUACUUCAUGGAGAUGAACACGCGCAUCCAGGUGGAGCACCCCGUGACGGAGAUGAUCAGCGCCGUCGACCUGAUCGAGGAGCAGAUCCGCGUGGCCAUUGGCGAGAAGCUGCGCUACACCCAGGACGACAUUGUGUUGCGCGGCCACUCCAUCGAGUGCCGCAUCAACGCGGAGGAUGCCUUCCAAAACUUCCGCCCCGGCCCAGGGCGCAUCACGCGGUACCUGCCGGCGGGGGGUCCCUUCACGCGCAUGGACAGCCACGUGUACGCCGACUACCUCGUGCCGCCCAGCUACGACUCCCUCCUCGGCAAGCCCUCCUAG